Messenger RNA from Osmia bicornis bicornis, 3555 nucleotides. RefSeq lists its product as uncharacterized. Lineage: Eukaryota; Metazoa; Arthropoda; Insecta; Hymenoptera; Megachilidae. The record is from RefSeq and is a predicted model, not a curated record.
AGACCGCUUUUUAUCAAAACUUAAUAUGAUUGUUAUAAGUUAUUAACAUCUCUUUUCUCUUAAAAUAGAUGAUAGAUUAAUACUAAUGCAAGGUUUCUUUUGAAUCAGUGAAAUCAAAUAAAUUCAAUAUGUCAGACAUAUUGAAGUUAACAAAAAUCAUGAAAUGUAUGAGAAAACAAGUUUCGCAGAUUGUGUUUCGGAUAAUUGGAAGUUCAAUCGAUAACACAGUGAGUGGAGAGGAAUAGAGAUUUCUUUGACCCGAGUUUACAGCAUAAAGAAACGGGACUUUCAGUUUCGUCUGGACGUCCGUAAGUACAACAUCGUGAGUGUAACGGUCGAAUAGGCACGCGCGUGAAAGUUUUUGUCUUUCAAGCGCCCAGCCUCCUCCGUACGCUAAGUCAAUCGACGCGACGCGACGCAAGGAGAUACGAAGAGACGCAGGUAUUUGAGCAUGCGCGAGCUUCCAAAUUAGAAGGAAUUAGCGGUAGCGAAUAACGUCAAAUUUCAGAUCUUUAUUGUAUGAUUAUAAAAUACUAUAAUCAGUGGCGCAUCUAAGGAUAUAGAUGUAAUGAACAUUCAGAGGCUUAUGUAAUUUUUGUUUGCAAUGAAUUUCACUAACUUAUAAAGUGAUACAAUUUAAUGUUUAAGCUGUAUUUUAAAUUUAAGUUCUUAAUGUGUAUACGUAUUUAUUUUUCUAAAUAUUUUAUCAAACAGACUGCGCUUAUUCUUUAAAUUGGUGCAAAUAUCGAGAUGUUUAACCAGCUGGUAAAAACACACAUCCUAUCUUACCGUGUUAUGUGUCAUUAAUGAUUAUUAAAAUAUUCAUAUUUCAGUAUUAAAAAUCGAUAUCGGUGUAUUUAGAAAAGUCUACCAAACGUGAAUUUAGAUGAUUAUUUUAUGGUGGGUAACAAAAUAUGAAAUAACAAAUAUUUUAUUGUACAGAUUUUGGAGGAUGUUAUCAUGAAUCGCGCGUUAUUAACGAGAUCACGUACACAAUACUGACGUAAUACAUAUUUUACUGUUUGUUGAAUAUGCCGACACGCUAACUGCCUGAAAGUAAUUGGUAUUUUUCUACUUUCUCUGGCGAAAAGAAAAGCUAUAUUAUCCCUCUGGUCAUUUAGCAGAUUCUGGCACAGAGUUUGAUACGAAACGUGAAUCUGCAUGUAUGAAAGUUGUCCCUUGCCUGGGGCUGUUUUGCCUUUCUUGUACCAUCGAUAGAAAACUCUUACUUAUUAGUAUGUGGUGAACAGACUCCGCCGUUCAGACGUUAAUCAACUAAAGGAACAAGAGACGGCCCUGAAUGAAUGCGAGUGAAAGUUUGCGAGUUAAAUAUUUCUUGCGACUUCUCUUCAUGGACCGUUUCUACAAUACGAGCUUCCUAUAAAUUUAUAUACCUUGAAUCUCCAUUUUUUAUGUUCAUUUUUAGACAUCAAGGGUGCAGCGUAUAAUACGUGAACAUCGGGCAGUGGGCUGUAACGACGUGAAAGUGGCCGGUUGGAAGUGGCGGAAUGCGGAGUGCUGGGCGCCUAUGACCUGUACGCUGAUCCAUGCUACUAGCACUAUUUCUUUCAAUAAGACAAAGAAAGAUGAAAUGUUAAGAAGAAAACAGGAAUUUUGAGAAUGAAAGUGCGCGGCAUAUAGCCCGCAACCGAGGAUUCUGAAAAGAGUAUGCAGCGCUGGUUACUAGCCCUAGACGAACCUGCAUCCAACCCAUGCGGUAACGAUCAUCAACCACGAACCAUCGGGGUGAUGCUGGAAUCCGGGAAAUUUUGUUCCAGUGCCGCAAUCGCAACAGCCUUGACAGUUUCAGCCGGAAAUCAGACUAGUUUCAAUGAUGAUGGCGCAAAGUUAACUUUGCCGAAUGUACGAUACGCUUGCAAUACGGAUAACUUGUACGCUGUACCAAGAACUGACCUACAUGAAACAGAAUGGAUACAGCCUAACUCGGUAGAGGGAGAAGUCUCCAAAUUUAUAGCUGGUUCGUCAACAACAACAACAGCAACAACAACAAGAACAACAACCACCACCACGAGAAAUUAUCUAAGAAGAUGUCGAACUUCCACCAGUUCCGGCUAUUCCAGUCAUUCUCCGCCAUUAUCAGCUGGUUCUUAUUCUUGUUAUGCGUCGGCGGUUUAUGGACAGAAUUUUUUUCGGAGCGUACCUCUAACGAUGAAGGAUCAAUUCGAUGGAAGCUUAGCAGUUAUUCACGAAAGCGAGUCAAUUCCACGUCCAAUUUGGCCGUCCUCGUUUCCUAGCCCACGCGAAUUUUAUCAGAAUGACGAAAAUCCUGAAUACGAUGCUUUGUAUACGUGUUGGGGAUGCGAUUGUACAUACACUUCCUCCUACUGCGAUUGGAAUCGUGAAAAAUCUGCAGGCACAUCCACACACGAGGUCCUCCUUGAACUGUCUCGAACUCUAAAUUCUGUGAUAGAAGGUGAGAGUAUCGUGACACCGGAAGAGAUCUUACAAAGUAUAUCGCAUAAAGUUGCUCAAGGAAUGAAUGGAGGAAUCUACGAGUACGUUUACAACAAUUCAUCUUUCUUGCCAAGUAAAAAGUCGUUCGUGAACGAAAAUAAUUCAUGCCUGUUAAACUGUAACAAAAAUUCAUCGUCCAAGAUGAAUCCAAUUAAUUCAAAACUCUAUAGCAAUACUCGGCGUUUUUAUAUAUACAAUCCGGCAUGGUACUCCUGCUUGUGUACCUGCGAACGCAAUCAUAAAUUUAUAUCGUCUUUGAAGACUGACGAACAAGUCGUAACAAAUAAUGAACUGGAAAAGAAAGAAGGUUCGACAAUGGUUUUGGUAGACGAUUAUUAUCAAGGAACGAAUUCAUGGCCAACAUUACAAAACAAUAAAAAUAUUUGCGAAUGUUUGAAUCAUUCAACUCGUUAUGUUAAAACGAUACAAAAUAGAUACGAGGAUCAUGUUAGAACUGAUGGGAAAAAAACAAUUAACAUCAAUGAAGGAAGCAAGCAUAAUAGGAACAAAAUUGUUCCAAGUGAGCCAGAAUAUGCAAUGCAGCUGGAGAGCGGUUAUAGUGACUCGUUAAAUGGAGAUGUAGUCUUCUCAUCCAGCAAAAAUAAUUGGGAUUAUCGUAUGCAAGGAUUCAUUGGAGAUUUAGAUUUCACUCUGGACGUUUCUCGAGCGGAACGCUUAGGGCGAACGAUUGCAAAAGCAAAGCGUAAGAGACAGUGGUGUAGAACUUUAACCGCUUUUUUUGGACUAGUCUUUUUUAUUUUAAGUGUCGUCAUUGUUUCGUUAUCCGUAACGAGAGGUCGUAAAGUAUUUGGCAGUAUAUAACAUGUAUGAAUUGUAAAAUGGUACUUUAUUGUUAUCAUUCGAUUGAAACACUUCUCGUAACAAAAUUAUGGACCGGCACUUGAUUUAUACAUAUAUUUCUUAGUACCUUAUACCGUUAAGUAAAAUUAACAGGAUUAAGAUCCUGUUAGCAAUAUAUGGCUGUGACCAUGUUCUUAUGUACGAAUAAUAAUAUCCUAUAUGUAUACCCAGAUAAAAUCAUAUUAAUUAAUAAAUAAAAUAUACAAUGUAAAUUCAAAA